Messenger RNA from Onychomys torridus (southern grasshopper mouse), 2194 nucleotides. Its product is annotated as glycine N-acyltransferase. Gene Ontology annotation, cellular component: mitochondrion. The record is from RefSeq and is a predicted model, not a curated record. Gene Ontology annotation, biological process: glycine metabolic process. Lineage: Eukaryota; Metazoa; Chordata; Mammalia; Rodentia; Cricetidae. The transcript has 6 exons. Bases 56 to 946 code for a protein of 296 amino acids. Gene Ontology annotation, molecular function: glycine N-acyltransferase activity; glycine N-benzoyltransferase activity.
CAUCGACCUGCAGUCCAUGAACCAGUUCCGCCAAGACACGGGCUAAACUGUCCUCAUGAUUGUCCCACUGCAAGGUGCACAAAUGCUGCAGAUGCUGGAGAAAUCCUUGAGGAAGUAUCUUCCUGAAUCCUUAAAGGUUUAUGGGACUGUCUAUCACAUUAACCAUGGAAACCCAUUCAACCUAAAAGCCCUAGUUGACAAGUGGCCUGGUUUUAACACAGUGGUUGUCCGCCCUCAGGAGCAGGAUAUGGCAGAUGACCUUGAUUACUAUACCAAUACUUACCAAAUCUACUCUAAAGACCCCCAGAACUGUCAGGAAUUCCUGAACUCCCCAGAAGUAAUCAACUGGAAACAACAUUUGCAGAUUCAAAGUUCCCAGUCCCGCCUGAAUGAGGCAAUACAAAAUCUUGCAAACAUUCAGUCUUUCCAAGUCAAUCGCUCAGAAAACAUCCUCUUCGUGGAGUCAGAGACAAUCAAGACACUGUUCCCUUCCCUGCUGGAUACAAAGAAAUUGUCACCAGGCAAUGGCAAGCCCAAGGCCAUCAAUCAAGACAUGUUUAAACUUUCAUCCUUGGAUGUUACCCAUGCUGCCUUGGUAAACAAAUUCUGGCUUUUUGGUGGCAAUGAGAGGAGCCAGAGAUUCAUCGAACGUUGUAUAAAGAAAUUCCCAAGUUCCUGUGUCUUGGGACCUGAGGGGACCCCUGCAUCCUGGACCCUAAUGGAUCAAACUGGAGAGAUUCGAAUGGGAGGCACCAUGCCUCAGUACCGGGCUCAAGGUCUUGUCUCCUUUGUUGUCUAUUCACAAAGCCAGAUUAUGAAGAAACGUGGCUUUCCUAUUUAUUCUCACACAGACAAAAGCAAUACUGCUAUGCAAAAAAUGAGUUACUCACUACAGCAUCUCAUCAUGCCCUGUGCCUGGAACCAAUGGAAGUGUGUGCCUGUGUGAAGAUGGCCUCAAACACAAGAUGGUGGUGGGUGGGCCUGGGGAUGUAAUUGGAUGGCGGACCAAGAGUAGAGGUGACCAAAAAGAAAGAAUAAACGGAAACCAGGUGCAAAGGAGUUAUACUAUGUGUGCUCUGGGGAAGCAGUGAGAAUGGCUGACAGACCUGCCAUUGUCCCUGUACCUGAGUUCAAAACUGGCCUAUGUCCUUCUGUACUGAACUUAUGUAAUGUAGUCCCUUCACAUUUCUAGGAUCUAUAUGACACUCCCUUAUCAAAUGCAUAGAGCUCCAAAUGGUCCCUCUUGGAAGCCCUAGUGCACAACUUGGAGACCUGCUAACCUGGCUAGUGAUGACGAGAUAAUGUUUUCUGGCUACUGUGCCUUUUCCCUCUCUGCCUAUGGCCUUUCCUUCAGUGAUCAGCAAGUGUAUUCUCUACAUCAGGUCUUAAGAAAGUAGCACUCCUCUGUUAGCUGCUUCACAUAUAUUAAAUACAUUAUGCAUGGAUCAUAUAGUUUAUCAGAUUAAACACAAUAUACAUAAAAUAGCAAAGGAAGAUAUUAAGGAAAAGCCUAACGUAGGUUUCCAGUUCCUUCUUAGUUCCAAGAAAAUUAUGCAAUGUGGCUUUCAAAGACUUGGAUUUCCAGCCCAUUGAAACCCUUUAGGAGUAAAUAGAGUGUGCAGUUGGUUGCACAAGCAUAAGCUAGAUGGCUUAUGCUAAGGAGAACAAAUGGUAAGUCGUGGAGAGUAAAAUAUGGAUGCACCCAGGUAGGAGCUGAGGGCAGAGAAGCCCAGCCAGGACAUUUACUGUCCUAUCUCUUCUUAUGACAUUAUACUUCUGGUGCCUGAAUCUAUUAAGCACAGACAGUUAUGUCAUGGGAAGGCAUAUUGCUAAUGGAGCAGAAGGAGAGAGCUCCUAGGUUGGGACAUGUUUGCUAGGACAGUUCUCUGGACAGCAGAGUGCUCUGUAAAGAAGAUGACAUCAUUCCUUUUCAUCUCUACCCUGGUGUUAUGUUAUAGAAGUGGAGAUCCAGUCCUACACCACCAAGUCCAAAGUCAUGGCUGAAGUUUAAUUUCUUGGGAAGUGAAGACACUGGAGGUUCAGCUGAGAGCAGGGUUUCUCAGUUUUGGCACGGUGGACAUGUAUCACUGUAUGAUCCCAUAUUCCAGGGGCUAGGAUGUUUGCCAGGUCCCUACUCAUAAGGUGUGAGAAGAACAUUCCAUCACUCUUUUUUUCUAGUUCCCCCCUCUGUGAG